Molecule: messenger RNA, 710 nt
Organism: Kogia breviceps (pygmy sperm whale)
Lineage: Eukaryota; Metazoa; Chordata; Mammalia; Artiodactyla; Physeteridae
Gene: DYNLL1
Product: dynein light chain LC8-type 1
Biological process (GO): motile cilium assembly; intraciliary retrograde transport
Cellular component (GO): cytoplasmic dynein complex
Molecular function (GO): dynein intermediate chain binding
Source: RefSeq, a predicted model, not a curated record
GCUUAGGUACUAGGCGGCGGCGGGUGGCGUGGGGCUCUAUAGAUGCGCCACGGCUUUAGUAGGGACCGCUCAUCUCGACGGGUCUGAGCCUCGCCAGCCCCUCCCCCAGGAGACCGUUGCAGUCGGCCAACCCCUGCUGUUUGGUAACGAUGUGUGACCGAAAGGCCGUGAUCAAAAAUGCCGAUAUGUCGGAGGAGAUGCAACAGGACUCGGUGGAGUGUGCUACUCAGGCAUUGGAGAAGUAUAAUAUAGAGAAGGACAUUGCGGCCCAUAUCAAGAAGGAGUUUGACAAGAAGUACAACCCCACCUGGCACUGCAUCGUGGGGAGGAACUUCGGUAGUUACGUGACACAUGAAACCAAACACUUCAUCUACUUCUACCUGGGCCAAGUGGCCAUUCUCCUGUUCAAAUCUGGUUAAAAGCAUGGACUGUGCCACACACCCAGUGAUCCAUCCAAAAACAAGGACUGCAGCCUAAAUUCCAAAUACCAGAGACUGAAAUCUUCAGCCUUGCCUAAGGGAACACCUCAAUCUUUACUGUGUUGUUUUGUACAGGGCAUUCUCUGUACUAGUUUGUUGUGGUUAUAAAACAAUUAGCAGAACAGCUUACAUUUGUAUUUAUUUUCUAUUCCAUACCUCUCUGCCCCAUGUUUUUCCUCUUCAGAAUCCAUUCCUUUAAAGAAAUAAAUGUGUUGGAGAAGUGUGCGUUAA